AGUGUGGUUAUGGACCGUUGUUUGUUUUUUUGAAUUAUUCAUAUUUAUAAUGUACAACAAUUUUCGAAAAAAGACUUGGUUUAAGAAUAAAUCAAAAAAGCCAACUAAAGAGUAUAGCAAUGCCAUUAAAGCAAAUGCUUCACGAUUUGAACGUACACCUGUUCAUGGCUAUUAUGGGUUUAAACUUUAUUUUCCUGAGGACUCUGUCGAUGCAGAAUGUAUUUUAAUGAAUACAACAGCUUUUGAAGACUAUAUACAAAGAAACCAAAAAGACUUUUCGUUUAGCAAGAUCAAGCAAGAAAAAGUCUUUUUUAUUGAUGUGAAAGAACUUUCUGAAGAUGAUGAAUUUUUGAAAAAAUGGAAAAGCUUCCCUGAUGAUAUUGUGUGCAACACCGAAUACUCUUUGUCAUGUUUAAGUUUAGCCAUGUACCAAAUUUUAAUGAAAAUAGAGGAAAAAAGACUGAAUGGACAACAAAAACAACCUGAUUUUUUACCAAUUUUAAAUACUAGAAUAAUUAAUUUUAAUCCGAUUUUGCAACUGAAAAAUUUAAAAGUUAAUUAUUUUGGAAAGUUAGUCACUGUAAGAGGAACUGUUAUAAAAGCUGGCAAUGUAAAAUUGUUAUACAAUUACAUAGAAUUUUCAUGUGGUUCUUGUAGUGGUACCCAAGUGGUUAAGCAAAUUGGUGGAAACUUGACAAUCCCAACAAAAUGCCCUACAAAAGGUUGUCGUGCCCAAUUUAACUUUACACCAUUAAUUUUAUCACCAUAUACAAUCCAUAAAGACUGGCAAACCAUUAAAUUGCAAGAACUUGUUGGAAUAGAGCAAACUGAAAAUGGAAGGAUACCACGUACCUUAGAGUGUGAGCUAACAGGUGAUUUGGUUAAGUGCUGUAUUCCUGGAGAUGAUAUAACAGUUACUGGAGUAAUCAAGACACAAUCUUCAAAUGAAUCAAGAGGUAAAGAAAAACAGGCAUCUGUAUUUUUAUUGCAUAUGAUGGCAAUUACUGUUGUUAACAAUAAAAAUCAAAGUCAUGCUCUCCAUGGGGGUGCAAAUCAUGUAACUUUUAAUAUUAAGGAUUACUAUGCAAUUCAGAAAAUCCAUGCAGAACCAUCUUUAUUUAGAUUUUUAGUACAUUCCUUAUGUCCGAGCAUAUUUGGCCAUGAAAUUGUAAAGGCAGGGCUUUUGUUAGCUCUUUUUGGUGGAACUGAAGAACAAACUGAUAUUAGAUGUGUAUCUCAUGUUUUAAUGGUGGGUGAUCCUGGCUUAGGGAAAUCCCAGUUGCUCCAAGCUUGUACUAAUGUUGCACCAAGAGGAGUUUAUGUUUGUGGAAAUACCAGUACCAGUUCAGGUUUAACUGUUACAAUGACUAGAGAUAAUGGAGAGUUUUCAUUGGAGGCAGGUGCUUUGGUUUUGGCUGAUCAGGGCUGCUGCUGCAUUGAUGAAUUUGAUAAAAUGACCGGGCAACAUUCUUGUCUUCUGGAGGUAAUGGAGCAGCAAAGCAUCAGUAUAGCAAAAGCCGGUGUUACAUGCAAUCUACCCACUAGAACGACCAUUCUGGCCGCCGCUAAUCCUGCAGGGGGUCAUUAUAAUAAAGCCAAAACAGUAUCGGAAAAUUUAAAAAUGGGUUCACCUCUCCUUUCUCGAUUUGAUCUUGUUUUCAUUAUUCUCGACAAACCAGACGAGACGGCUGACGCUUUAUUAUCGGAACAUGUCCUUGCUCUGCAUUUAGGAAUUAGAAAGCGAAACAUAUUACAAAUGGCCGAAGAAGUUAUACCCCUAGCUGAUGCGACGUUACCUCUGAAAGAACGGUUAAAAUUAAAACCUGAUGAAUGUUUGGAUUAUCUUCCGCACCAGUUAUUCAGAAAAUAUAUCGCAUAUGCACAAAAAUAUGUGCACCCCCAGCUUUCAGAUGAGGCAGCUGUGAUUUUGAAAGAGUUUUAUUUAGAGCUGCGAAAAAAAUAUCAAACAGGUGACAGUACACCGAUUACAAAAAGGCAAUUGGAAUCCUUGCUGAGACUAACACAGGCUAGAGCGAAACUUGAGUUACGUGAGGAAGCAACUGCAGAGGAUGCGAUCGACGUUGUGGAAAUAAUGAGACACAGUUUAAUUGAAACCUUUUUAGACGGUUCAGGAAAUCUCGACUUUACAAGAUCGCAAUUCGGAACGGGAAUGAGUAGUCGAAAUUUGGCAAAGAGACUGCUUUCUUUACUGCAAUAUCAAGCUGAUUGCCAAUGCAAAGGGACUUUUACAAUUGAGGAAAUAAAAAGAUUAGCUGAAGAUAAUGGAAUCAAUAAAAGUAAAUUCUUCGAUGUCUUAAGCAGUUUAAAUAUUCAGGGAUUUCUUAUUAAAAAAAGUCCCAAUUCUUAUCAGCUUACGAGUGCUGAUUCAUAAAAUAAAGAAAAUAGUUAUUACAGCUUUAUUGUUGUUGUUGACGUUCCGUUCUCAGUCACAGAAGGGGUAUCUUCAAGACUGACAGGAAAUAUCAAGUAUCACAAUUAAUUUUAUUAAUGUAAAAUAAUCUAUUUUCUUUAUCCGUUCACCACCGGGGUUUUCGAUACUCAAUUUGGAAAAUGCCAAGAACAAAACAAACCCGACGAAAAGUAAAUGCUAAAACUACUCGGCCAGGAGAUAUAGAUUUUCAGGAACUAAUUGCUCUUGAAACUGAUUUAAACCUACACUUAGAAACUGAGGACAAAAAAAUAAAAACAGAAAUCGAAACGCUAUUAAAAGAAACACUAUUUACCUUUUCUGAAAAGGAUAUGAGUAAAACUUUGUAUGAAUUGGGAAGUGAACAUACCACAGACAUUUCAAAGCUUACAGAUUUUUCUUCAAUACGAAAUAUUACUGCAUCUUCUGUGAAAAGUCAUCCUGUUCGUAGUUUAUCAUGUGGAGAUGAUGAAGGAUAUCUUACUGCAGGAAGUGGUGAAGGUACCCGAAAAUCAAGAUCAAGAGCCCCCAAAAAUACUAUUAAAAAAUCUGCUCGACCUUCUCGAUCUUUAUCACGUACGAAUCGUACUAAAUGCACCUUGAAUUCGUUCACUACACCCAUAGACAAAGGAAAACCCCCACAAGCAGGCAUUAACAGUGUAACCCCCAAGAUGAACCCAAGUAUACCUCAAGUUGUUCUAAGACGGCCAAAACAAGGUGAAAUGGCUAUAUCGCUUCAAGGUAGUCCCUUGAUGGUGAGCAGUCUUGUUAGUGAUGCUGUAGCAAAUGUUAAUAUACCCCUAAACGAUGGUCGGAUACUUACAAUUCAACCCCAAAGGGGUCUUAGACAUUCCCAAAUACCCAAUUUUUCACCAGCUACUAGAAGACAAAUUGAAACUCUACGAGACAAUUUGAACAAAGUAUGUGCUUUGAAUUUCAAAAAUUAAUUUAUUCAUAAUUAAUAUUUCCUCUUUAUUGUAUGUUAAUCUAUACUCUUGUUUUUUCAAAAAGUUCAUUAUUUGAAUACUUUUUUUUUCUUUACCAUUAUUAAAGAAGUUUUAAUGGA
Messenger RNA from Agrilus planipennis (emerald ash borer), 3494 nucleotides. Its product is annotated as DNA helicase MCM8. NCBI's taxonomy places the organism in Eukaryota, Metazoa, Arthropoda, Insecta, Coleoptera, Buprestidae. Gene Ontology annotation, molecular function: single-stranded DNA helicase activity; single-stranded DNA binding; ATP binding. The record is from RefSeq and is a predicted model, not a curated record. The transcript has 17 exons. The coding region runs from base 50 to 2392 and encodes 780 amino acids. Gene Ontology annotation, cellular component: MCM complex; nucleus.